Molecule: messenger RNA, 1577 nt
Organism: Medioppia subpectinata
Lineage: Eukaryota; Metazoa; Arthropoda; Arachnida; Sarcoptiformes; Oppiidae
Source: the annotation of a GenBank genome assembly
AUGAAAAAGAGUGGCAAUAAUUUGUCGGCCAAUAAUAUAUCGACGGAUCAAAUGUCGAUGAAGUGGUUAAACAAAGACCAGGAGAAGACUGAAGAGGAAUGCAAAUCUGUUCUCUCAAUCAAUAUUAAGGAUAUGAACAAAGAAUUCAGUUAUUAUACAAUACUUAGGCGUGUGUUAUACCCGUUUGCAUUGACCGGUGCGCCCAUCACUUAUUAUCUCAAAGAUGCUCAUAAAGCAUUCAAAUACCUUAGCAGACAUGGAAUGAUCCAGAUAUAUUCAAUAUUGAUUGUGGGUAUGAUUCAUACGAUAUGCGGCUUCUGGUUGUGUCGCGUCGGUUACCAUAUCUUUCAAUUGGGAGAACUGAGCCAUCAGUUAUGGGACGAGAUAUUCACCUUCUUGUACAGCUUGUCGGGUGUUUCAGCACUCGAUCUCAUUUGGUUUUAUCGGCAAACACUGCGAACACUUAUCAACGAUUUGGACAAAAUGCCAGAAUUGGAUCAAACAAUUCUUAUGCAUUAUAAUUACUUUAAAAUCAAAUACAAAGUGAAGCUCACGUUUCUCACAAUAUUCGUGUUGUCGCUGACAGUGUUGUGCAUUUCAUACAUCGCUAUUGUCAUUGUUGUGGCCAUUAAUACACAUUCGGACACCAUUUGGACGAAUAAGAUAUUUACGUUGUGUUGGAUAAUGAAGUUUAAAUUUCAACACUUGAACCUCUAUAUUGAGACUUUGAUCAAAAGAAAAGUCAUACCAGAGCUCAAACAAUUGGAAAUCAUUAAAUUGUGGUAUCGCUCAAACCUAAGUGCAGUGAAAAAGAUCGAUGAAAUAUUUAAUAUAUUUAUUUUCGGUUAUUUUGUGCUCUUAUUCUUCGGAAUCGUAACCGAAAUCCAAGAAGUGAUGAGUCUUUUCAGUCACGACGAGAAGAAUAUAUUGAAAAUUGUGAUAACAUUGGCUUUUGUUAUACUUAUGGUGUUCUCAAUGUUUUAUACACUCAAACAGACGUCUGACGUGAACGACGACUCGGCUCAGACCAAAAGCCUUCUCUAUCAAUACGUGUUGUCAACUGAUCCCGAAGAGAGAACUGCUGUCUAUUUUCAACAGUUGCAGCUCAUGAUUGCGGGUCUUUUGGCUCAUACGGCAAACCUAACACUUCUAGGUUUGGUUAAUCUGAACUCCGAUUUCAUGGCAAAGGCUGUUGUCUUCCUAUACACCUAUACAUUACUAUUCAAACAAUUCACAACCGAAAGCAAAAAUUCAAAUAAAAAUAUGACAAUAUUUUAAUUUAAAAUUCUCAACAUUCAGUUUCUCUCUUACUAUACGUUUCCAUUGGGUUUUUGAGUUUGUAUUGUAAUCGUUAUCAGAGCAAAACCUAAAGCGCCGGUAUAUUUACGGCUUGUUAACUGACUACUAAAACUAACUAACAAAUUGUAAACAAGUUUAAUAUGUUUCGGAAGCUUAAUGAUUGUAAGCAAAUUAUUAGCAAGCAAUUAAACUAACUAAUAAUUUUAAUAUAUUAAUUCAUUAUGUUUAUUUAUUAUAUAUAAUAAUAAAUAUUAAUUUUCAUUAAUUUUAAAUUAGAA